AAGCAUAUCGCGAUUAAGCUAGUCAUGAAUCAUUUGAAAGGCGAAAUUGCACUUUUCCACAUACAAUGCUCGCAACGCUUAAUUGACUGAAAGCGAGAAAGAUUAAUUGAAAUUUCCUUUUUUCGAGGCGUAUUUCCAUCCAUUAAAAUGAGAAAAUGUAUUGCGACCCGGUAUCAUAUGCAUUUGACCAGCAGAAAGCAAAAUCUUUCGAACUGAUGCAUCUAAUUUAGGAUUACUUGUAAAAAUAGAACUUUCGCUUUUUUUGGAAUCGAUUUAUUGCUCAAUCAGUUUCGGCCUUUGAGUAUGGCUUCAGGAAGACCCAUUAAAUGCGUUGUUGUCGGCGACGGUACGGUGGGAAAGACAUGUAUGCUCAUCUCGUAUACAACCGACAGUUUUCCCGGCGAGUACGUUCCCACGGUAUUUGACAACUACUCUGCUCCGAUGGUAGUGGAUGGAGUGCAAGUUUCCCUCGGACUAUGGGAUACAGCUGGUCAGGAAGAUUACGAUCGGUUACGACCUUUGUCGUAUCCUCAAACGGAUGUGUUUCUCAUAUGCUUUAGCGUUGCCAGCCCAUCUUCGUUUGAAAAUGUUACUUCCAAAUGGUAUCCAGAAAUCAAACAUCACUGCCCCGAUGCACCAAUCAUUCUUGUUGGUACUAAGAUCGAUCUACGCGAGGAUCGUGAAACACUGAGUGCGCUUGCUGAGCAAGGACUGUCGGCGCUGAAACGUGAACAGGGUCAAAAACUAGCUAACAAAGUGCGCGCCGUCAAAUACAUGGAGUGUUCGGCACUGACUCAGCGUGGUCUGAAGCAGGUAUUCGACGAAGCCGUUAGAGCAGUACUUCGACCAGAACCGCUCAAACGGCGCCAACGAAAAUGUGUUGUGAUGUAAAAACAGAAGAUGUCUUUUAACGAGAUUCGAAUACUUCCGACAUCUCUUGUACAUAGGAUUAAGUAGCGGAAAAGAACUGGAGAAUCACAAACAAAACUCACAAGCAAAUUCCAAACACAACAAUAUUCAAAAUCUUAGUUUAAUGAAUCUCUGCAUAUGGUUUUAAAAGCAUGAAGCGAGUACAUAAAAGGAGAUGAAGAAUAAGUCCCUAAACAACCAAAUAUUAGGCAAACCUUUUAAACUGUUCUACCGUUAAACAGAAAUUCGAAUCACUUGAAAACAUUUUUUGUGCCAUCGUAACUAACCACGAGCGAAUUGUAAGGACAUGUUUUAAGAAAAUCUGAAUACCUCACGCCUCAUUACGACCAAAUUUUCAUUUUCCACGUUUCGCCACAACAAAGACUGUGUUUCUAAUCUGAUAGAGUAACAACCGAAGAUGAAUAACAAAAAUCAAAGCACCAAUUUUACGCUACCGCUCGAAACAUAUAGUUCUCACAAAGACACGAAAGAAUUGUGAAUACAUUUAUGGCUAACCGCAAAUUGAUGAACACAAAGGACAUAGAUCUGCAAGGCCUAUCUAGGACAUCUGUCGUUCUUUGCGAAUUUACUGCAUUUCAUUUUUUAACCAGAUUUGUAAUGCUAAAAUAAAAGCUAAAGCCUAACCUGCAAGCAUGCAGGAGUUAUAUUGAUACAGAAAACUUGUUCAAUUAGUGCAAAAAAAUGCUCAUAACAUUUUUGAAGCUUUUCCCCCACAUGUUAGUGUGUACUAGCAGUUCACAGAAUGUACACGUACAUUUUUGACAUGCUUACAACGAAAAGGUUGCAUUAACAAAAAAAGCACAAUGUACGUGUCUAUUUUGUAAUCUGCAACUUUAUGCAUGGCAUUUUAUCUUUAUUCCAUAGGUUGACUUUUGAUAAACACAAAUACACGUACAAAUCAAUGUUCGGACAGCAUUAGUCAUUCAAAAUGUAUGACAUUUUCGACCUUAAUUUUAACACCACUACUGGUAACGAGACUGAACAGGUAGAAACAAAUAUUUCCCUCAAACAAUUCCCUGAUUCGGAUUUUUUUUUCUGUCAGCAACGCAAACCCCAAAAAUAUACUUAUUAAAAAGCCAAUCAGAAUGGAACAGAGCAGCGAGACAAAAGAGAAAGAGGAUAAGCUAACGAUAACGUUUCUAAGUGAUAGGGUCAAAGUGCCAUUAGUAAUCAUAUGCUCCCAAAUUGAUUAAAUUCGAAAACUAAGCGAUUAUUGCAUCGAUCGUUCUUGUUAUUACGUGAUCACUUCUAACAAAACCUGCACAAAAUGAAUCAAAACAAAUAACGCUUCAAGUAUUCGUUUUGCGUACAUCUGUUUGUGGUAUUUUUAAACGCUUGCUGCAAGUUGAGGAUCUCAGCUCUUUUUAACAAUCAUUCAGUACAAUUCAAUGCUUCCAUUGAUUAUCUGAAGUUAUUGCUUAAAAUGUAUCCUUUUUCUUUUAGUCUGAUGCUCUGUCUGCAGUACAUUCAUUAACAGAAAAAACACACUGUUUGCAAAAAAACGGCAUAUGAAUUUGUUUCCGAUAAAAGUGAAUAGAAACUAUGUAUAUCUAGUCAGUAGUGCCCCAAGAAAAAUGAAAUCAAUCUGAUAGAAACCAAUAAAGGCACUAAUCAAAAUAAGAAAAAAGAAGUUAAAGCAAAACAGCCAACAGAGAAAGUCAAUUUCUAAGUUCACAAAGUACGAACAAAAUGACAACUUUCUGUUCUAGAAUACUCAUCGUAUGUAUCAUUUAGGUGUGUUGCAAGUGAUUUUCAUUCAUAAAAUCAAAACUGAUUUCGUCAUAUCAUCAAAAACUAUAUUACGUAUGUAUUCAAAAGUGUACGGUACAGUGUUAAAAUUUGAUUCUCACAUCCAACUUACCAUUAAGUGAUCAUUAUGAUAGUCCUCCAAUGAUGGGAAAUGGUUAUGAUUUCAACUACUCGUGUAAAACUUACCCAUUGGCGGAUGCUUCAAACGAACUGCGAAAAGAGCGUCAUCGGAAGGGCAUUUGCGUAUGUUAAUGAUAGAACUAAUAUUUGUUUUGUAUUGAUAAAAUAUGUAUUUCUCGUACGGUUAUCAUUUUAACUACUCCAUUUGACAUGACACAUGAAACAAUGUACUCUCGAAAGCAGCUGCUAAUUUAUGCUAUAUGAUUCCCUAGGUUUGUUCGUUUUAUUAAUUUAAUUUCUUUCUUAAGCAUUUAUGAUCUAUUCUUAUUAUUGUAUUGCUAAUUACAGUAACUUUUUCUAUGAUUGUAGCAUAUAACUAUGAAAUAUAUAUUUUUUUCCGAAAAUGUGA
Molecule: messenger RNA, 3208 nt
Organism: Aedes albopictus (Asian tiger mosquito)
Lineage: Eukaryota; Metazoa; Arthropoda; Insecta; Diptera; Culicidae
Gene: Mtl
Product: ras-related C3 botulinum toxin substrate 1
Exons: 4
Coding region: 304-891 (195 amino acids)
Biological process (GO): small GTPase-mediated signal transduction
Molecular function (GO): GTPase activity; GTP binding
Source: RefSeq, a predicted model, not a curated record